AUGAGGGGAGAGAUCAUUCAUCUUCACGUCGGCCAGGCCGGUGUUCAGCUCGGUAACGCAGCUUGGGAGCUCUACUGUCUUGAGCACGGCCUCGGCCAUGACGGUCGCAUAGAUCCCAACGCCAAGGAUAUCGAUGAUCCUGGCUCCUACGAUACCUUCUUCACCGAAACCGCCGGCGGCAAGCAUGUGCCUCGAUCUCUCUUUGUCGACUUGGAUCCGUCUCCCAUCGACGAGAUUCGCACGGGCGACUAUCGCCAGCUGUUCCACCCAGAGAUGCUGAUCAGCGGAAAGGAGGAUGCGGCGAACAACUAUGCCCGUGGUCACUAUACUGUCGGAAAGGAGAUGAUUGAUACUGUCAUGGAUAGGAUCCGUCGUGUUACUGACAACUGUCACUCGCUCCAGGGAUUCCUCAUGUUCCACUCGUUUGGAGGCGGCACUGGAUCCGGCUUUGGUGCCCUGAUGCUCGAGCGCCUUGCCGCCGAGUAUGGCAAGAAGACAAAGCUUGAGUUUGCUGUCUACCCUGCUCCUCAGACAUCCUCUUCCGUCGUGGAACCUUACAACGCAGUCCUGUCCACCCAUAGCACCAUCGAGAACUCCGACUGCACUUUUCUAGUGGACAACGAGGCAGUCUAUGACAUUUGCCGGAGAAACCUCGACAUCUCCCGCCCUUCGUUUGACCAUCUCAAUCGUCUCAUUGCUCAAGUUGUCAGCUCUAUUACUUCGUCUCUGCGAUUUGACGGCGCUCUCAAUGUCGACUUGAACGAGUUCCAGACCAACCUUGUUCCUUUCCCACGUAUCCACUACCCUUUGAUUAGCUACGCCCCUGUUGUUUCUGCAAAGAAGAGCUCUCAUGAGAGCUUCAAGAUUCAGGAGCUGACCUUCCAGUGUUUCGAGCCCAACAACCAGAUGGUCGUCUGCAACCCCCAGAAUGGCAAAUACAUGGCCGUUGCUCUGCUGUACCGCGGUGACGUGGUGACGCGAGACUGUACCGUUGCAGUCGCCGCCAUCAAGGCCAAGUCCACUUUCCACAUGGUCGACUGGUGCCCUACGGGCUUCAAGGUCGGAAUCACCUACCAGAAGCCCAUGAGUGUUCCCGCUUCGGAGGGCGGCCUUGCUCCCGUCAAACGUUCCGUUUCUAUGCUCUCCAACACCACCGCCAUCGCCGAGGCUUGGUCAAGACUGGACUACAACUUCGAUCUGAUGCAUAACAAGCGUGCUUUUGUGCACUGGUAUGUCGGUGAGGGCAUGGAAGAGGGCGAGUUUUCCGAAGCUCGAGAGGACCUUGCUGCCCUGGAGAGGGACUACGAAGAGGUUGCCGCCGACUCCUUUGACGGUGAUGAUACCGCCAUGGAAUACUAG
Trichoderma breve is the source of this 1359-nucleotide messenger RNA. RefSeq names its product tubulin/FtsZ family, GTPase domain-containing protein. The transcript has 5 exons. Lineage: Eukaryota; Fungi; Ascomycota; Sordariomycetes; Hypocreales; Hypocreaceae. Gene Ontology annotation, molecular function: GTP binding; structural constituent of cytoskeleton. The coding region runs from base 1 to 1359 and encodes 452 amino acids. Gene Ontology annotation, cellular component: microtubule; cytoplasm. Gene Ontology annotation, biological process: microtubule cytoskeleton organization; mitotic cell cycle. The record is from RefSeq and is a predicted model, not a curated record.